Messenger RNA from Brassica napus (rape), 1373 nucleotides. RefSeq names its product heavy metal-associated isoprenylated plant protein 19-like. Gene Ontology annotation, molecular function: metal ion binding. The record is from RefSeq and is a predicted model, not a curated record. The transcript is spliced from 2 exons. Lineage: Eukaryota; Viridiplantae; Streptophyta; Magnoliopsida; Brassicales; Brassicaceae. The coding region runs from base 155 to 613 and encodes 152 amino acids.
UGUAUAUAUGUGUUUUAGGCUUUUGAAUAUAUUUAUGCUGGAAAUAUUGCGUACUUGGUCUCUUUCGCUAUUUCAAACAUACGAAGAUGAAUUGCUGCUUUCCGCCUUCAGGAAAAAAUAUCAUUAUUAGGUAAGUAUAAUUUCUAUUUGUAACAUGUUUAAGAAAAUUAUGUUUACAACUCACUAUUCUUCGAUAUUUUCUAGUACAUUGGAUGUUGAAUUGAAGAUACCAGAUUGUAACAAAUGCGAGAAAGGCAUGAUUGCUGUUAUUUCCAACUUCAAAGGAGUUGAAUCUUAUACGAAGGAUACAGAGAAUCAAAAGGUUGCGGUUUCUGGAAGUUUUGACCUGGAGAAGUUGUUGAAAAAACUCAAAAAAGUAACAGGCGGCAAAGGAGUGGAGGUUGUGAAGGAAGAAGAGAAAGAUCCUGAACCUGAAAUAGUUGAGGUUGUUAAAGAGAAAGAUGAAGAAACUGAAGUGGUUCAAGAAGUUAAAACAGAAGAGAAUGCACGACCUGAAGUGGUUUUCGAACCAAACAGUGAUGAGCAAAAGGAAAAAGAGAAGUACAUGCUGUUCAGUGACGAGAACCCUAACGCCAAGUGUACUAUUUCGUAAGCGUAGUUUGGCAUUUCGUUUUAUUUCAUUUAAUAUCUAAAUCAAUUAGAAAAAAGUUUCUAGUCGAGAGUUUCUAGAAUGACAAGUUUUGUAUUUCUUGUUCAUUCACUUAUUAUUUCCCAUCUAAUUGUUCAAGUUAAAAAAAAUAUGAAUUUUUGUUUUGUUUUUGUAAAUCGUUUGUCUUGAGCCGGUUUUUAAGAAUGGAGGUGUAAUUUGAAAAAGAAAUAGUGAAUGUAAGCAGGUUUAGCACAUGUUAUUAAUGUGUCUGGGUCGGACCGUGGCUCAACGUUGAGGAAGGAAUUAGCCCGUUUACCGGUUCGACCGACUGUCUAAUUUAUCAACACUCCUUGUUCCAACUUCCCAGACAUCUCAACCAAAGGUUUAUAUGAAAAACAGAUGAAAAUGUAUUCUUUCGAUUUCUUUUUAUAAACAAAAAAACAUAAUUAACUAUUUAACCAACCAUAUUUCAACCAAAUAGAAAAAACAUUGCAAAACAUAAAAAAUUAUAUAACAUCAAAAUUAGUAAAUUUUAUAUUAAAAGCUGAAAACGUCCUAUAAUUAAAAACAAUUUUUUUUUUCUAAAACGUUAUCUAUUAAAAACGGAGGGAAUAUUUGAUUUUUACAAAGAUGUUAGAUAUGGUUGUACAGCUCGAUCUCAAUCACACACACCCCUUAACAAAGUUUACAUUACAACUAAUCUUUGCACACACAUUGUCUUUACCAUCUCAGCCAAAUGACUUCCUUCUUGUAUAUGUUUUCC